CCGCGGACGCUCGCAGGUUUAAUCUACACCGGUCGAGCGACUGCUACCCCGGGUUAGAUUAACCUUUUCUUGGUUUCUGCUCACGCUGAUCAGAUCGGUCUUCUUGCCAUGUUGUAUAGCACGGCGCUCACGGCUCUGCUGGCCUUGCCCGGCGCUUCGGCGCAGCUGAAUAAGCUGGCCAAGGCCGCGGGUCUGUUGUACUUCGGCUCCGCGACCGAUAACGGUGAGCUGUCGGACAGGAGCUACGUCAAUAUCUUGUCGAAUACGGAUGAGUUCGGUCAAUUGACGCCGGGAAAUGGCCAGAAAUGGCAGUACACCGAGCCCAGCCGGGGUAGCUUCUCCUAUAGUUCCGGUGACCAAAUCGCGAGCCUGGCAGCUAGCAAUGGCCAGCUUCUGAGGUGUCAUACACUUGUGUGGUACUCACAGCUACCAUCGUGGGUCAGCAGCGGAUCGUGGAAUUCUCAAACCCUGACAUCCGUGGUGAAUACACAUAUCUCUAACGUGGUCGGUCAUUACAAGGGGAAGUGCUAUGCUUGGGAUGUCGUCAACGAAGCACUGAACGAAGAUGGAACGUAUCGCACAAAUGUCUUCUACAACGUCCUCGGCGACUCCUACUUCGCGCUCGCCUUCAAAGCUGCCGCCGCGGCGGACCCGAACGCAAAGCUGUACUACAACGAUUACAACAUCGAGAACCCGGGCUCGAAACAGGCCGGUGUCGUGAAGAUUGUGAAGCUGGUGAAGGCCGCGGGCGCCAAGAUUGAUGGCGUCGGAAUGCAGGCGCACUUGAUCGUCGGCAGCACGCCGAGCCAGAGCGCCAUGCAGUCGUACGUCGGCGCGGGCGUGACCGAGGUGGCGUACACGGAGCUCGACAUCCGGUUGUCCUCGCUGCCGUCGAGCAGCUCGGGGCUCGCGCAACAGGCCAACGACUACGGCACCGUGACCAAGGCGUGUCUCGCCGAGAAGGCCUGCAUCGGCAUCACCAUCUGGGAUUACACCGACAAGUACUCCUGGAUUCCCGGCGUGUUCCCUGGCCAGGGCGACGCGCUGAUCUACGACUCCAACCUCAAUAAGAAGCCUGCCUGGACGACUGUCAGCAGCGUGCUUGCUGCCGCUGCGACUGGAGGUGGUGGCGGUACUACGACGACUCGCGCUACCACCACGACGAUGGUCACGAGCACUACUACCCAGGGGGGUUCGAAUCCGACGUCUUGCACGGUCGUCCAGUGGGGGCAGUGCGGUGGCCAAGGCUGGUCGGGUUGCACGGUUUGUGCUGCGGGUACGACUUGUCAAGUGGGCAACCCAUGGUACUCGCAGUGUUUGUGAUAGAUAACGGCAGAAAGUAUGAAUGUAAUACUUUACUAGGCUCUUGUUUAGUCCAUCUCUACGCGUUCCUGGGAAGAAAUAUAGGGUACAAAGUCUCUCGCCGUCCGAUAUCCCGUGAGCAAGUCCUUUUUGGGGGAACAUGAAGCGAAUUAGUUAUUCUAUCAAGAUCAGAUCUUCAUCUACUUGCGAGUAAGAACAAUGUCUUUCUCAAGCAAUAUGUAUUGUUUCUCACUUCUAAUGACGCUCACUUGUUGUCUAGAAACAAG
Molecule: messenger RNA, 1589 nt
Organism: Xylaria bambusicola
Lineage: Eukaryota; Fungi; Ascomycota; Sordariomycetes; Xylariales; Xylariaceae
Product: family 10 glycosyl hydrolase
Exons: 3
Coding region: 109-1323 (404 amino acids)
Biological process (GO): carbohydrate metabolic process
Cellular component (GO): extracellular region
Molecular function (GO): hydrolase activity, hydrolyzing O-glycosyl compounds; cellulose binding
Source: RefSeq, a predicted model, not a curated record